AUGAGUGAAUUAUCUUCAAGGCUGCUCUGUGUAGCUUACGGAUUAAGCAUUGUUUCAGUUACUUACAUAUACAAAUACUUUGCAAAAAGCAUUGUAAUUAAGUAGAAGGCUAAGCUAGAAGAUGGAAGAACAAGUGUUGACGAAAUGACAAUGGAAGAAGAGCUUUUUUAUUAUAAAAAAAAAUAGCACUUAAAAGAUUUAACUAAGAGUUUGAUUGCUAUUGCUAUAACUUUCAUACUAACAAUUAUUACUUUUGUCUUUUAUUGUAAGAAUUCUAUUUUAGAUUGCUUAAGAAAAAAUGGAUUCAGUAAUAUGUUAAUUGAUGAAAUAUGCAAUUUAUUAAUGACUAUCUUGCUUAAUUCAGUUCUAUUCGCAGUAGUCAUUUACAGAAACUAUGUAAAUACAAAAAAAAUUAAUAAAAAUCUUAUAUUUUAUUAAACCUGUAAUCAAAUUUAAAUUCAAAAAGAGAAAGGGGCAAUUCAAUAUGCUUUUUAAUAUAUUCAAAAGCAUGUCUUUGAUAAAAAAGGAUAUUAUAGCUCCUUUUGUAGAAGAAUGGGUUUUCAAAGUUCUGUUUUCAAUUAUUCUUGGGAAAUCAAAUCAUUUUAAUAUUUAAUGGUUCUCUCCUUUAGUUUUCUCACUGUGUCAUUUCUAGCUUGUAUUCUUUUUUAAAAACAAAUAUGGCUUGGUUGGAGCACUUAUCAGAGCUCUUGGCUUAAGUGUUAUGACAUUCAUCUUUGGCAUUUAUUCUAGUUUUAUUUUUAUAAAAACAAAUUCUUUCUUAUGUAGCUUCUUAUUACAUAGCUUUUGUAACUUUUUAGGACCUCCUAAAUUUAGCUCAAAAAUAGAAAUAGCUUUGAAUGUGGUGUGUGUUAUCUCUUUCUUUAUUUUGAUGAAUUAAGUUCCAUUUAUAUUAGAAUGAGAAUUUAAAAAAAUAUAUUUCUUGAGUUUACUAUUUUAUUAUUUUUAAUUAAUUUAUUUUAAUAAAAUAAAAAUUUCAAGCAUAUAAAAAAAUAUCUAUAAAGAUACAUUUAUUAAAACAAAUUAUUUAUAAGUAAAUAUAUUUAAAAGGGAUUAUUAUUUGUUAGUUAGUUAUUUAUGGAAUUAUUUUUUAUUUAUUAUUUGUAUUCAUCAAAAAUAUUUCUAAUUUAAGGAUAUGGAUUUUGA
This is a messenger RNA of Tetrahymena thermophila SB210, 1164 nucleotides long. Its product is annotated as transmembrane protein, putative. Lineage: Eukaryota; Ciliophora; Oligohymenophorea; Hymenostomatida; Tetrahymenidae. The record is from RefSeq and is a predicted model, not a curated record. The transcript has 6 exons.